CGUGACUACAUGCGCUUCGACUCGGUGCCAUGACUUGGAAAUGAUUGACACUGCCAAAUCUGACAGUGAAGGGUUAGCCAUGGAAAACAGCGCAUCAUCCAUGCCGAGCGGUUCUCGCGAAACAGUCGCUGAAGGCCCGGUUUCUCUUGUCUCAAAGAGCCUGCUCGAGCAUGAAGGGCAGACUCAGUGGAUUGCGAUAAAGACAUCUACCAUCCACCGCAAAUAUGCCAAAGAGCCGCACGACAUCAUCAAAGAGGCGAGGCUGAUCGCCUCCGCAUGUCAUCCAAAUGUGGUUUCUAUCUUAGGCCAUGACAUUGAUUCAGGCCUGCAGACCAUGAGCUUUUGGAUGCCAUACGUGCCCUCGUCUUUGAUUGCAUUGUUGUCUUCGAACAACUUUUCUCCCCAUCCACUUAUUUCAAUUCUGGCCGCAGAUCCGUCAAGUCCGAGUCCACGCGAGCAGCGCUUCGUUCUUCUCGCAAAAUCGCUGAUGUAUCAAAUCCUAAGUGGUGUGACAUUCCUUCACGAGACGGCAAAAAUUGCACACCGAGAUAUCAAACCAAGCAACAUACUUCUCACUUUAUCUGGCCGAGUCCAGCUCAUUGACUUUGGGAUAUCCUGGAAGGAAGGGGAAGAUCUUGCCGCAAAGAAAAACGAUUUAUGGGUCGAAACCCCGGAAAAGAUGUACUUUGAAGUUUCUACAGGACCAUACCGUGCCCCUGAGCUGUUGUUUGGGCCUAGGAACUAUGACGCAUUCGCGAUCGACUCGUGGAGCCUUGGAGCAACCUUUGCGGAAUUCUUCACGACCCUUCGUCUGUAUAAUCCGCUUGACGACGACGACUUCGAAUUUGAGGGCGAUGAGCAGUCUGACUCAGGCGACGAAAGCCCGUCGAAGCUAGCUGAACCAUUCAUCAUACCAAAGGGACUUCGCAUCGGAGAUCCCACGAACAGAUGGGCCAGGGAUUCACUAUUUGAUUCCACACGUGGAGAGAUUGGUUUAGCAUGGAGUAUUUUCAAGAUACGAGGUUCGCCAAAUGAGACCAGUUGGCCAUCCUUCUUGAGUUUACCGGACGCAAACAAGUUGUCCUUUAUAAAUGUGGAGCCUAUUGACCUUCCCUCUAUCCUACCCAAUUUUCCUUCAUCCGCGCAGCGGCAUGAAGUUGACACAAAGACACACAUGCCCCAAGAGACCAUGUCACCAACUCCUGUUGAUCUUAUCCACCGAUUCCUUGUAUACGAACCAUCUCAGCGUCUCCGCCCUUCCAACGCAUUGACUCACCCCUGGUUCACCUCCGAACCACCGUUACUUCUGCCAGAUGACUUCCCUGCUCCAAGCAUUCAUGGUGAGGCUUCAAUCAGCUUUAGCUGGGGCACAAAGUCUCUGGGGGAAUGGCUUUUAGAUGUUCAUCCCAGUGGUGCAGUUUGAAGAGGCGAGUAAAACGAGUG
Suillus subalutaceus is the source of this 1443-nucleotide messenger RNA. Its product is annotated as kinase-like domain-containing protein. Gene Ontology annotation, biological process: protein phosphorylation. Gene Ontology annotation, molecular function: ATP binding; cyclin-dependent protein serine/threonine kinase activity. The transcript has 6 exons. Gene Ontology annotation, cellular component: nucleus. The record is from RefSeq and is a predicted model, not a curated record. The coding region runs from base 41 to 1423 and encodes 460 amino acids. NCBI's taxonomy places the organism in Eukaryota, Fungi, Basidiomycota, Agaricomycetes, Boletales, Suillaceae.